This is a messenger RNA of Tigriopus californicus, 2259 nucleotides long. It is a transcript of the gene FucTB, whose product is annotated as alpha-(1,3)-fucosyltransferase 10-like. The record is from RefSeq and is a predicted model, not a curated record. The coding region runs from base 751 to 2157 and encodes 468 amino acids. The transcript is spliced from 2 exons. Gene Ontology annotation, molecular function: alpha-(1->3)-fucosyltransferase activity. Gene Ontology annotation, cellular component: membrane. Lineage: Eukaryota; Metazoa; Arthropoda; Copepoda; Harpacticoida; Harpacticidae.
GCUUAAAAACUUAAAAACGAAAAUGUAUAAAUUGAGUGCCGUUAUUUUAUGCUUUUAAAGCAAAGCUUUCUUUCAAAUCAAAGCUGAUAUCUCUCCCAUCGCACCGAGUUUCAAAAAACUAAGCUGGUAUCUUGAAUUCGUUAUAAAUCUUUUCUUUCUCGGCAACAAAUUUCGAGACUCGAGAUUUUUUGCCCAAGAUUGUUUGCACAGCUCUACCACAAGUCUGAUAUCGGCUGAACAUGACAUCAAAUCCUUUGAGAGCCCUCUGGUUGUUGUCAGCUGUAGGUGGGACCAAGUGCAUAUACUUCCUUGCAUUUGAACUGGGCGGCAAGUGUCAAAUGGGCGUGUAUCUACCGGACCUACGUCCAAGUUAGCACGUCUAGUUGCGUACCCUUUCAGGUCUGAAGUUAGGAGCCAACUUGAGACAAACUUGAUCGUGCAUUCAUCAUCAUCAUCAUCUGCUACCUGGGGCAAUAACGAAUGGCGCUAUGGCCCAACAGGACCUAAGAAUUGUUCUUUUCCGUGUGUUAUAUAUUCAGUGUUUCUAUCGGGAGUGUGUCAUAGGUCCCCCCAUAUCAUGAAACAUGAAACCGGCACACCAGAAGGUGACUUUCUCGAGUGGUCUAAUUCCACCUCGUGUUAAAAAAAAUAGGUCGCUUAGCUAGCUAGCUCUCUUUUAAAAAAUCAAUAAGACUUCCCUCAAUGAAUGCGUGACAGAGACGACUAAGAUUUCUUCUAACAACAUACAGCAUGUUCAGUGAUUUCUUUAUCAAUAUUCGCUGGAAAUUGUUCACCCUUCAAGCAUGUGCGGGCAUUUCCUCCAUGCUCAUUAUGAUAGGGGCUCAUGUUUGGCAUGAUUAUAUCUUCUCGGAGCCCAACACACCCAACAACAUCACGGAAACUCUGGCUCAUGAACUUGAACUAUUAGUCGCCAAUGUGACAUUCCAAAGCUCGAUAUCCGUUCCCAUACUCAUGUGGUGGGAUGGAUUUUCCUCAACGACGGGUCUCAAGACUUGUCAGACCUCACAAUGUUUGUUUGUCGAUGCGCAAAAGUUCUGGCGACAUCCACAGACGGCGGGCAUAUUUUUUUACGGGUCAAAUUUCAAACGCGAUCGCGGGUUACCUUUACCGCGAAAGGCAGAUGUGGAUUGGGCCCUGUUGCAUGAAGAGAGUCCAAAAAACGAAAUGAUCUUCAACCACGGAGGUUGGAUUCAGUAUUUCAAUCAUACUGCCACAUUCCGACAGAAGAGUGACUGGCCCCUAACGUAUCAACAUGCACCAAGUCUGGCCUUGAUAGAAAGUCGGAGCUAUUGGCUUGACUUUGAAAUCAAGGAGCAAUUGCAAAAAGAUGAGCUCUUGGCGGAUAUAGCUUAUGUUCAAAGCAAUUGCGAUAAUCCAAUGGAGCGGGAUGACUUUGUGCAAGAGCUUAUGAAGCACGUGGCCGUGGAUUCGUAUGGAACUUGUCUCCAUAACAAGGACCUACCCAACGAUAUCAGAUCACCGGAAAAGCUUGGCGAUUCAGAGUUCUUGCGACUUUUGAGUAAAUACAAGUUUGUGUUGUCAAUUGAAAACGCGGCCUGUCCGGAUUAUGUCACGGAGAAGCUCUGGACACCUUUAGUGGUCGGAUCCAUUCCUAUUUAUUUGGGUGCCACCAAUGUCCACGAGUUUUUGCCUACACAUAAAUCCGCCAUUCUGAUUCAAGAUUUCCGGAGCAUGUCGGACUUGGUGGAUUACAUUCGAACCAUAUCGACCCAUAAACAGCUUUACUACUCACAUUUGGCGCACAAAACGAAAAGUGUUACCAAUGGAAAAUUGGUGCAUGCUCUACAGAAGCCCGUAGGAAAUUUAGUGGAAGAAUUCGAGUGUCUGGUUUGCCGUCGAGUGCAUCAACGAAUGAGCAUAGCCAAUAUGGGAUUCAAACCUGAAAUAUUUAAGGCGAAUGCCAACCAUUAUGGAUGCCUCUAUCCGAAAACUGCCUUGGAGAUUCUGAAUCACGAAACAAACGAUGGUUCCAGGCGGAGUUUUUGGCAGGAUAAGUACUUCCAAAGUGAAAUUGAAGCAAGGGUGCUGGCCCAAUACAUGGACAGGAACUCUAAUUUCAGUCUUAGUGAAUACCAGGAAGUUGUCUUACGCCUUUUAAAAGAUGACAAACCAUAAAUGUUAAUAAAAAAAAUGACGUUAUGCGUUGACUAAUUGUGGAAUUGGUAAGAAAAUGCUUCAAUAAUAAAAGUGAAUACACGAGCCUCAGUUGCAGGCUAA